AGUAGCACAACUGUCAGCAGCUGCACAGCAACUGCAGCUCGUUGGAGCGGCCCGCCGGAAGCGGCAAGUAGACGCGCAUCACCUUCCACUGUCAGCAAAGAAGUUGGAGCGCAUGUGCGAGAGUGAGGGAAACGGUUGCUCGUUCAUUGCGCCUGGGAAUUGUGCCACAGUACCCGUGGAUCAAGUCGGGUGGUGGCGUGAGAGUUUUCGGUGCACUAACUGCGGUCGCAAACACGCUCUAAACAUGCCUUGUCGUCCCCGCAGAGCAGCAAGAUCCGCGCGUAGUAGCUCCAUGACCUCAAAUAGCACGGCGACAGAACCAGCAAAUAGAGGAAGGGUCAGGGGUGCGAAGCCUCGACAAGCAAAAGAGGUCGUGGCGAGGGAAUCAUCAACUUAUGGCUUUACUUUAGUAGAUCCAUCUGCACCAAAAGCAUCCCGAGAGAGUUAUUUAAGAGGAACACGCUCCCGGGAUGCGUCUCCCAAUGGAUUUAGCUUUAGGUCGGGUCUAAUUCACGGAUCCUUCUGAUAGUGACGCCUCAAGCGCGACAGUAGACCCGUCAGAUGUGAAGAGGAAAGAGAAGAAAGACAAUGGCACCACGGCUGCUUUGCCUAUUUUCACGAAGCUAGGUCCGGCGCACCGAGGAAGGUUGGAACUCGUCAAAUGGCGGGGUAGAAAAACUGGAUGUGGUACUACGUCUUACGGUUUUGCAGGCUGUGAAGUUGGUAGCAAGGAGGAAAAGCGGAAAAGAGAUCGCUUCGCUCAGUGCGGUUUGUGCGAAGAAACUUUUGCACUAAGUGGUACCUAUUGAGUCUGACUAACUAAACUUUCUCGUAAGAAAUUGCAUUGCUCUCUUCGUCCCUGCGUGCCGCGUUUUUGUUGAAGAUGCAUUUUUUGAAAAAUAGCUCCUGAAAAUCAUAGCUCCAGUUACUUUUCUAGUCACUUUGCAUCGAUCAUUCUUGUUGCUUCAAUCCUAAGUCCUUAUUUGUUUCUCAAAAAUUCAUCAGGUGACACCGGAUUAGCUGGCUUCCGCUGGACCUGUUGUGGGGUGAUGUACUCCGAAGGCUAUUCAGGCUGUGCGCAUCACGGCCUUCUGCGAGAGUGGGACGUUUGUACCUGUGAGCGCUGUGAGGCUGGAGAGAAAGCAACCUCAAAGGACUAUGAUACGCACACUGAAAAAGGAAGGCUCGAGCAGUCAACUGUGGAAUACAAUUUUUAGUUCACGUAAUUGUACUUACAUAUUCGUCAGAUUCCACCAUCCACAACAUCCUACACAUCAAGGGUGAGGUUCUAAAGAUUUUUCGGCCAGGUGUAUUCUCCAUGCCAGAAAGCAUCUUGUGCAAUAGACUUCUAGGAUGAAGAAUUGGAAUGUACUCAAGUCAGAACAAAGAAGAACAUCGCAACUGGAAUUGCUUACUUAAUACGCCCACAGUGCUCGCCUCUGUCUCACCUUUCUUCUUCAUUUGGUUCGGCUUUUGGAGCGCACACUGCAACGGAGCAUGGGUUUACAGUUGUCUAUGGGACCAGACGCGCAAGAUGAGGAGAACGAAGAACAAACGCAAAAAGCUGCAGGCGCGAUGCUAGGACUCGCGGCUGGCAUGUUCGGUGAGGGCGGCUUUGACGCCUUCAUGGCCACAACAAUGGCUAUGCUCAGCGGUGGAGGUAUCGACGAUGAAGAGGAUGAGGACGAAGGCGAUGGGUCUUAGUGGAUGCCGUUUGCAGCGAGAUGGGUGACGCUUUCAUGAAAUCAUCGCAAAAAGUGGGAACAAUGGAGUUCGUGUCACAUCAUAUACAAUCAUUAUAUAUAGUACUAAAUUGGAACAAUGCGCUACUACUUUUUCUUCAUACUUGCUCAGACGCAAAGCGUAUGUUAUUCUACUUGUUGUCAGGACAAGUUUAUGAAACAUCUCGACUCUUGUGAGAAGUAAUCCAAGAAACACAACAUCAUGGAUUGCGUUUCUCGGGUUGAUCACACUGUCUUGCGGAUUGAGGGACGAAUCCUGAACGUGGGAGGAU
Molecule: messenger RNA, 2014 nt
Organism: Amoebophrya sp. A25
Lineage: Eukaryota; Dinophyceae; Syndiniales; Amoebophryaceae
Source: the annotation of a GenBank genome assembly